AUGCUGCUCUUUUUGUCACUCGUUUCCCUCCUGCUGAGCCAGAGCCUGGCAGCCUUCAUACCCGAAGCUGAACUUGUACAGAUCGACAACCAUGUUGUGCGGCGACAGGUGUCUAGCACCUCGACCAAAGCAGCCACGACUACUACCCAGAAGGCGGACUCGCAGUGCACCAAUGGGCCGCUGACCCGACAAUGCUGGGGCAAUGGAUUUAGCAUUGCGACCAACUAUGACAAUACCUGGCCGAACACGGGCAAGGUGGUCCAGUACCAUUUGGAGGUGACCAACACCACGAUGGCCCUAGACGGUGUUUCACGGCCGGUAUAUGCCAUCAACGGACAGUACCCGGGUCCCACGAUUCGAGCCAGCUGGGGAGACACGCUCCAGAUCACGGUGAAGAACAGCCUGACGACCAACGGGACCAGCAUGCAUUGGCACGGGCUGCGACAAUGGCACUCGAACCACAUGGACGGCACCAACGGAGUGACCGAAUGUCCCCUGGCACCCGGACAGUCGCGGACAUACACGUUCCUGUGCACGCAGUUCGGCACGACAUGGUACCACAGCCACUACUCGGACCAAUACUCCGACGGGGUGGUAGGCACCAUGAUCAUCGACGGGCCGGCGACGUCCAACUACGACGUGGAUCUUGGAACAUACCCGAUCAACGACUGGUACUACCGGCCUGCGUUUGAGUUGGCGCCCUUGAUCCAGAGCGGCGGGUUUCCACGAGGUCCUCCGCCGGGAGACAAUAUUUUGAUCAACGGCACCAACGUCAACAUUAACGGCACGGCCGGCAAGUACGGACGGACCAGCCUGACCAAAGGCAAAAAAUAUCGCUUGCGACUCAUCAACACGUCGACCAACGACAACUUCAAAGUCGGGCUGGACGGCCACAACUUUACGGUCAUCACGGCUGAUUUCGUGCCCAUCGUGCCCUUCACGACCCAAUGGCUGUUUUUGGGCAUUGGGGAGCGGUACGACGUGAUCAUCAACGCCAACCAGCCGGUCGGAAGCUACUGGUUCCACGUCGUCCCUCAGUCCGGCUGCAGCAGCAAUUCAAACACCAACGCCCUAUCCAUCUUCAGCUACGUCGGCGCCAACUCGACCACACCCUCAAACGCCACCAGGACCAACGUUCCACCAGGCGGCCCGGACUGCAGCGACCCGAACAAGAACCUAGUGCCGUACGUCAAGCUCAACGUGCCGGACAACUACACGAUUCCGCAAGAGUCGCAUCUCGACGUCGGUUUCGCCAUCAUCCAAAACCAGGCUCAGCAGACCCUGUUCCAAUGGAACCUCAACUUCACCGCCAUCCAGGUGCCCUGGAACAAGCCGACCUUGCAGUAUGUGCUCGACAGCAACACGACCUACCCGCCAAACAUGAACUUGAUCUCCCUCCCCAACGCCAAUGCCUGGUCCUACUGGGUCAUCCAGGCCGUCGCCACCAUUGCCCCGCCGAUACCGCAUCCGAUCCAUUUGCACGGCCAUGACUUCUAUGUCUUGGGCGCCGACACCGGCAUCUUCAAUAACUCCCAGACCCUGAAUUACAAGAACCCCCCGCGUAGAGACGUCGCAAUGCUCCCGGCCUCGGGAUACCUGGUCAUCGCCUUCAUCACUGAUAAUCCGGGCGCCUGGCUCAUGCACUGCCAUAUCGGUUGGCACGUCGGUCUGGGCCUGGGAGCACAGUUUCUCGAAGAGCCUGAUCAGAUCAGGAGCACUUUGGGCAUCGGUCAGGACUGGAAGCAGGAGUGUGCGCAGUGGAAUUCGUAUGCUUCGACGGCAAUCUAUGCUGAGGUUGACUCUGGGUUGUAG
Molecule: messenger RNA, 1812 nt
Organism: Exophiala dermatitidis NIH/UT8656
Lineage: Eukaryota; Fungi; Ascomycota; Eurotiomycetes; Chaetothyriales; Herpotrichiellaceae
Exons: 1
Coding region: 1-1812 (603 amino acids)
Molecular function (GO): oxidoreductase activity; copper ion binding
Source: RefSeq, a predicted model, not a curated record